This is a messenger RNA of Cervus elaphus (red deer), 1626 nucleotides long. It is a transcript of the gene TTLL2, whose product is annotated as tubulin tyrosine ligase like 2. Gene Ontology annotation, molecular function: tubulin binding; tubulin-glutamic acid ligase activity. NCBI's taxonomy places the organism in Eukaryota, Metazoa, Chordata, Mammalia, Artiodactyla, Cervidae. Gene Ontology annotation, biological process: microtubule cytoskeleton organization; protein polyglutamylation. The transcript has 2 exons. Gene Ontology annotation, cellular component: cilium. The coding region runs from base 43 to 1626 and encodes 527 amino acids. The record is from RefSeq and is a predicted model, not a curated record.
CUGGGUCCAGGGCCACUAGGAUCGAAAAGAAAACCAUAUCUGAUGGCGGAAGAUGAGCCUCCAGGGGCCAGUCUGAAGCCCCUGGUGUUCCGGGUGGACGAGACCACCCCCGAGGUGGUGCAGAGUGUCCUCCUGGAGCGCGGCUGGAGCAAGUUUGACCAGCACGAUCGGAACGUGGAGGACUGGAACCUCUACUGGAGGACCUCCUCCUUCCGGAUGGCCGAGCACGCCAACGUCAAGCCCUGGCAGUGCCUGAACCACCACCCGGGCACCACCAGGCUCACCAGGAAGGACCUCCUGGCCAAACACCUGCAGCACAUGGGGCGUCUGUACGGCACCCCACUGUACGCGUUCCUCCCCCCCACGUUUGUCAUGCCCAGCGACUACAGCAAGUUCGUGGCCGAGUACUUCAAGGAGAAGCAGGCGUUGGAUGCCAAGCUCAGCUACUGGAUUUGCAAGCCUGCAGAGCUCUCUCGAGGGCGAGGAAUCAUCAUUUUCAGUGACAUUAAAAACCUGGUCUUUGCUGACACAUGCAUCAUACAGAAAUACAUCUGCAACCCUCUACUUGUCGGGAGAUACAAGUGUGACCUCCGCGUCUACGUGUGUGUCACUGACUUCAAGCCGUUGACCAUCUACAUCUAUCAGGAAGGGCUGGUGCGCUUUGCCACAGAGAAGUUUGACCUCGGUGAUCUGGAGAACAGCUACGCCCACUUGACCAACAGCAGCAUCAACAGGUCCGGGGCCUCGUAUGAGAAGAUCAAAGAGGUGGUGGGCAGCGGCUGCAAGUGGACCCUCAGCCGCUUCUUCUCCUACCUGCGGAGCUGGGACGUGGACGACCUGCUCCUCUGGCAGAAAAUCAACCGCGUGGUGAUCCUCACUGUGCUGGCCAUCGCACCUUCCGUGCCCUUCGCGGCCAACUGCUUUGAGCUCUUCGGAUUUGACAUCCUCAUCGAUGACAACUUGAAGCCGUGGCUGUUGGAGGUCAACUACAGCCCGGGCCUGUCCCUCGACUGCUCGGCAGACGUGUCCGUGAAGAGGAGGCUCAUCCAUGACACCGUCGAGCUGAUUCACUUGCACAGUCUCAGAAACGAGAGUAAGGAGAGCUGUGGGGCUGCAAAUGCAAGUCCCGGCGUCUCCCUUGCUGAGAAAGACAGAGGUCGGGGCAGCGACCUUCCUUACGAGUCCUUCUCACAACUCAGGAGCAGAAGAGCGUUCAGUAAGGAUGAAACUCCAGUGAAGAAAGCGGUCACGACGUGCCCUGAAAACCGGCACACCUGCCAGCCCCGAGAAGCACUGAGCAGGCAGAAGGAGGUACACCCAUCGACGCGGGAGCCUCCCAAAGCCAAGCCGAAGGCCGGGGCCAGGCACCCGGCCCUCAAGACGCUCAUCCCCUGCGUGUCGCUCAUCCAGCCCCACGGCCGGGAGAAGGGCCUCUCCCCACACGUCCAGCCGGACAGCAGCUGGGUGCCCGGCCCCCAGGCAGGCAACUUUGUUCUCAUUUUUCCUUUCAACGAAGCAACUUUUGGAGCAUCUAGGAAUGGACUCAAUGUCAGGAGGAUAAUUCAAGAGCUCCAGAAACUAACGCAUAAGCAAUGUUCUCAAGUGGCAGAAAAGAAAAUAACAUGA